CACGGUCUGGAGAGCUUCUUCGGCGCCGUCGCCUGAGUCUUCGACGCCUUUGUCGCGCCGCCGCCCGUCUCACGAGGCCAUGAGCGGCAAGUCCUACGCGACGCCGGCCUCGGCCUACGCGCCCGUCGUCGUCGGUUCGGUGCCCGUGACGCAGGCCCCGAUCGUCGUCGGUUCGGCGCCCGUGGCGCAGGCCCCGAUCGUCGUCGGUUCGGCGCCCGUGGCGCAGGCCCCGAUCGUCGUCGGUUCGGCGCCCGUGGCGCAGGCGCCGAUCGUCGUCGGUUCGGCGCCCGUGGCGCAGGCGCCGAUCGUCGUCGGGUCCGUCGUGGCCGCGACGCCCGUCCAGCAGCCGACCGUGGUCACCGUGCCGCAAGGCUGCUUCGGGGGCUCGACGAUGCGCGUCCGGGACCCGGCGUCCGGCGCCGAGAUGCAGGUGACGAUCCCGCCGGGCCUCGCGCCCGGCGCGCAGUUCCAGGUCCAGUUCCCGCCCGCCUACGCCGCGCCGCCGCCGGCGUACGGGAGCCCGCCGGUGCAAGUCCACGGCGUCGUCGUCCACCAGAGCGUCGGCGCCGUCUCGCCGGCGACGAAGCGCUGCCGCGGCUGCGGCGUCCAGUUCGAGCUCGACGCGCGGACGAACCCGGCGAGCGCCGCGGCGUUCCGCUGCAAGAAGCUCGCGGCACCACAGCGCCCGGGUUCGGUUACGAGCAUGGACCGCGUCAAGAAGAUGAGCUUCGGCGUCAUGGUCGUCGCCAUGGUCGGCCAGCUCGCCUACGUGCGCUUCGGCGACGACCUCGAGGCCCGGUUCCCGGCGAUCAAGUCCGCGCGGUCCGCCCUCGCGGGCGCCGGGGCCGGCGGCGGAGAGGCCGACCCCUACGCGCUCGGCCCCGACGGGGCGGCCCUGGACCCGCGGGCCUACCGCAAGGCGCUGAUGAAGGACCGCAAGGCCCUGGCGUCCCUCGGCCGCGAGAAGCCCGCGUGGCGCUCCGUCGUCGAGCGCGGCUCGACGAACGAGUUCCAAGAGAUGCUCCGAAAGCAGCACCGCGCGCGCGCGCGCGAGGACGCGGCGCGGGCCAAGGCGCUCCUCCGCGAGCCCGACGGGUCCGCGACGCACCCGCGCCUCUACCGCAAGCUCUGGCUCAAGGACGAGGACCGCAUGGCGGCGAUGCGGCGCGACGCGCCGCACAUGGCGGCGACGGUGCUCGGCGACGACGUCGAGUCCUUCCAGGAGAUGCUGCGGGAGAUGAAGCGCGUCGAGGACGGCCAGGAGAUCUACGGCGCCGCCGGGGGCAGGGCCACCAUCCGCGCGCGCGACGCGGCCGGCGCGGAGCGGCUCGUCGACGUCGUCCAGCCCCGGCUCAGCGAGGAGGAGGUCCAGUGCGCGAACGCGACGCUCUGGACCGACGCGUACGGCCUCGAGCCGGGCCUCGACGGCACGAACGUGCUCGUCGGGCCGGGCAUCGUCCAGGCCAACGAGAUCGCCGCCGCGGACGUCGAGAUCCGCGCGCAGCACUCGCACGCGACGGGCAGCCGCCUCGUCGGCGCGCGCCCGCGCGGCAUACGAACCUCCGACCCGGCUUCGACGCGAGCGCGCGCGACGGUUUCGACGCCGGUCGUCGCGCGCGCGUGCCAGCACCACGCCUUCGAGCACGACGAGCUCGACCUCCUCGACCACCUCAACGCGGGGACCGAGCUCCGGUCCGUCGUCUGCGACGGCGUCGGCCAGCCCUGCGGGCCCGAGGCCCCGAAGAAGAAGAAGAAGAAGAAGGCGGCGAAGGCACGUUCAGUGCAAGGCGCGGCAAUGGUCGGGCUGCUGCGUCCCGCGCUCGUCGCGGCGUGGGCCGCCGCGUCGUCGGAGUGGCGCUGCGCUCUCGAGCCGGCGACGCCGGGAGCCGCGUCGGCCUGCGGGUCCCUGGACCUCGCCGGCAUGGAGGCCUCGGGGUCGACGCUCGCCUACCAGCUGCUGGCCGGCGUCGUCGCCCUCGCCAACGAGAGCGCGCCCCGCGGCGUCACCGUCGCCAAGCACCACAAGUCGGCUCCCGGCGACCGCGACCCGGCGUGCGCCGCGCUCACGUACCGGGACCCGCGCGACGUCGUCUGCUCCCACGCGCGGCGCCGCGGCGUGCCCGGCCGGAGCGCGUCGUGCGCGCGGUGCUCGGCGGCGGAGCUCGAGCCCCGCGCCCGCGGCGUCGCGGCGCGCAUGUUCCCCUACCAGGCGAAGCGCCUCGACGCGUUCCGCGACGCCGGCGCGCUCCUGCUCCGCUACGAGGACUUCGCGGACUGCCCCGCGGCGCUCGCGGCGCUCUUCGCGUCCUGGCUCGGCGUCGAGGCGGACCUGCCCCUGGGCUUCGCGGAGACGCUCGCGGCGCGGAGCUCCCUCGAGGCGAACGGCGCCCUCGCGGCCAGGCUCCGCGUCUUCGGCAAGGUCGACGCCGCGUCGCAGAUCCACGGCCACCACAUCUCCGCCGACGGCGCGACGGGCUCCUGGCGCACGUGCCUCACGGACGCCGCGCUCCGGCACGUCGAGGACCGCGCGGACCGCCGCUGGCUCGCGCGCCACCGCUACGCGCCCGCGACGCAGCCGCGACGGUAGCGCCGGUUCGAAGGAACACCGGGAGAUGGGCGAGGCGAGGCGGUACAUGGAACUACCCCUG
Messenger RNA from Aureococcus anophagefferens, 2648 nucleotides. RefSeq lists its product as hypothetical. The transcript has 5 exons. The record is from RefSeq and is a predicted model, not a curated record. Lineage: Eukaryota; Pelagophyceae; Pelagomonadales; Pelagomonadaceae. The coding region runs from base 80 to 2587 and encodes 835 amino acids.